AUGACAAAUUUCAAGUUGACUAACUCUAUGUCUAAUUUCAUGGCAACACCGAUGAGUGCCUCACUAAGAGCUCGCCGUUAUCGACAACAACCGAGAAUAAAUGAAAUCGAAGAUGAGGAUGAACUUAGACAAAGAACACGAACAAUUAAACAUCGCGCUACAAUUAUCAAUGUUCCACCAACACUUUCCCCAUCACCUUCCUUAGAACAAACACCAUCGACACACAUCAGUCCAACCAUUUAUAUCUAUAACAGUGAUUCAUUCGAAACUCCCUCUUAUACAUCGAUAUCAAGCAUUCGACCUAUCCGUGCUGAUGAACGUCUAUGGAUUGAUGUACCUACUAUUCAAGAUCACGAUUUAAUAACAAAUAUUGGCAAACGAUUUGAUAUUCAUUCGCUAGUUCUUCAAGAUAUUGCAACGGAAGACCAACGUGCAAAAUUGGAUACAUUUGAUAAUGCUUUAUUUCUCGUUGCUAAAGUUAUUUUCAUCAACAAUGUUUCGGAGAAGACAUGCGUUGAUCAAAUUUGUUUUUAUUUAAAAGAAAAUGUUUUGAUCACGUUUCAACAGCAGCCCAAGGAUAUUUUCGAUCCAGUCAAAAAUCGGAUUUGUCUAGACAGAGGCCGUGUUCGUCGGUCCAACAUCGAUUAUCUAUUCUAUCUCUUAUGUGACACGAUUGUUGAUCGAUACAUGGACGUCUUAGAUCAAGUUGGCAGAAAGAUCGAAGAUAUCGAACAUCAUCUCAUGCAAAAAACAUCCCGUGAUACACUCGAAACAAUCUACGAUCUCAAACGUGAGAUGCUCUAUUUUCGCGGUUCAAUAUAUCCAUUAAAAGAGAUCAUCACUCGUAUUCAAAAAGAAGAAGAAACACAAAUCAUUCAAGAAAGCACCGUUAUCUACUUGAAGGAUCUAUUCGACCAUGUUGUGCAAGUUAACGACACGAUCGAUGCGUAUCGUGAAAUGCUUUCAUCGUUCAUUGAUUUCUAUAUGAUGCUCAAUUCGAACGCAAUGAAUGAAGUUAUGAAAACUUUGACAAUUAUAUCGACGAUAUUUAUUCCAUUGACAUUCAUCGGAGGUCUUUAUGGAAUGAACUUCGACAAUAUGCCGGAGAUUCAUUGGAAAUAUGGAUACCUGGCUGUGCUGACAUGUAUGGUGUGUAUAACUGGCAUCAUGCUGUGUUGUUUCAAACGAAAGAAAUGGUUUUAG
Molecule: messenger RNA, 1203 nt
Organism: Adineta ricciae
Lineage: Eukaryota; Metazoa; Rotifera; Eurotatoria; Adinetida; Adinetidae
Source: the annotation of a GenBank genome assembly